AUGGAGAGUGCCACUUUUCCCACACUGACUUUGAUGGUUCUCCUCCUCAGCUGGGUUUGUUAUGCUGACGAGGAUACAGAGGCUCUCUCCUGCCCAGACUACCAGGAAGGUUUCGACGGCUCCUGCUACGAGUUUGUGGCUCUGCAGCGAUCCUUUCUCAGCGCCCAAGGAUGGUGUGAGCGAGGUGGAGGGCACCUGGCCUUCAUCCUGAAUGAUGAAACACAACAGUUCCUUCAGAAGCACCUGCAGCCGGGGAAGGACUGGUGGCUUGGGCUGGCACCUGCGGCUCCAAACCUCACACUCGACUCUGCUGCCACUGAAGGUUCCCUUGCGUGGCUGGAUGGCUCAGAUGUAAGCUAUAGUAACUGGGUAAACAUGCCAGAUGUACAAGCAGCCUGUGGACAUAUCCUGAGACAUUCAGGCUUUCAGUGGGAAGCCACAGAGAACUGUAGCCAGGAGCUCAACUUUAUUUGCCAGUUUGAAUUUGGGAGAUCUAUCGCAUGCGAUGGCCAAAAUGCAACACUGCAAUGUGGUUCUGGUCAAGUUAUAGAGAUAGAUGACAGCUUCUAUGGUCGAAAAACAAUUCACUACUGCCGAUCCAAGCUCACAGCCUCGCCCUCAUCCACACAGGAGGAGUGCAGCUGGAUAGAUGUGAUGGACUCUGUAACAGCCCAUUGUCACGGACUGCAGGCUUGCCAGGCUCCGGCGGAUCAGAGCUCUUUUGGUGAACCAUGUCCUGUGCUGGGAAGUUACCUGUCUGUAGAGUACCACUGCAAACAUGGACUCCACCUGUUGAUGAGCAAGCUGGCGGCCGUCUUUGAUAAUGUCACCAUCACUGUGAAGUGGCUUCUUCAUCCUUUUGAGGGAAAUCUCACAUGUACCGUGAAUGCUGGAGAUGGCCACACUAUUGAUCCAUACAGCCCAGCAGAGAUGGAGAGCACUAUGAUGCAUAAAUUCAGCCGUCCUGGCGUUUUCAUGGUUGGAGUGGAGUGCACAACCAGUGACUGGCAUGUCACAGCUCAGAAAGCCAUAACCAUUCAGGAGCCCAUCAGAGAGUUUACUGUCAUUAAGUGCUAUAGCAGGAAUAUGUCAACAGGUGGCACUAAAUGCAAUGCACUCCAUCAUAGGCCUGUUCAGAUCCAAGUUAUGGUAGAGGCAGGUACAAAUGUUUCCUACACAAUUCAACAUGAAGGCCAUUUGGUUGCAAACUUAUCCGUGGACAGAGGGAUCACACCCCAUAACAUGACGCUAAGUGUAGAAGUGGUGGAGAAUCUUGGACAUGGCUGCCACAACUUGACUCUAACUGCCUCUAACAAAGUCACAGCCCAAAAAGUGUCCACUGAUCUGGAGCUGUGUCUGCUGGAGCCUGUCGAAGGCCUGCAGGCCUCUGUGAUAGCAGAGGAGGACGGUUGUCCCAACUCUACUGACCUCAACAUUAGUGUGUCAUUGGAGCGAGGAGCCCCUGUGGAGUUGCUCUUUACUCUUACUGGAGCCAGGGACUCUCUCUCAGAGACUAGAAACAUGUUCAGUGGUAGCUUACAAGCUUAUACGUUCUCCAACCCACUUGAAGGAUUGUUGCAGGUGAAGGUGCAAGCCAUGAAUGCCUUCUCCAGCUUUGAUGUGGAUGUGGACUUAGAGAGCGUACUUCAGGCAUGCCAGAGUUACUCUGAACAAUCACCAGAUGAACAUGAAGUCUCAGAAGACCUCGAGAAAUGUUACUCCAGAGCAGGAAGAAGGCCACUUAUUGAGAAGCAGGAUGGAAACACUGAAUAUGUUGUCCACAGUCAACAUCUGAAAGUUUCAAGGGACACGUUUCACAACAUCAGUGUGAUUGCUUAUGGCAAGGAGGAGCCAGGUUUUGUCAAAUACACUUUACCAGUACCAGGGCCGGAGCCAACUAACCCAGCUGCAACUGAUGCCCCUACAAGCCCCAGCCCACCCUCAUGCAAACAUCUGCGCUGCAGUAACGCACAUGAGGUGAAAUCUGUCUUCCUGCCUCUCGGAGAUAAGAGCAACAAUUACACUUUGUCUGUUGUGGUGACUGUAAAAAAUGAAUUUGAGAAAGCCACCACAAUUGUAUCCACUCAGGUGCUGAAAAGCAGCUCCAGCACCUCUGUGGAGGCUCUCCAAUCUGCAGUGCAGGAUAGUCUAAGUCAGUUAGAGCAGCAGGGUCUGCUCUCUGGUGUGUCUCUCGGACAAAUAUUCACUUCAGUAUCUGAUAUGCUGAAUGCAGAGGCCGGCCAGGAUCAGAAAGAUGCAAGGACGAAGCUCAGAGAGCAAAUGUUGACCAAAAUGACCACAGUCCUGCUAGACUCACCCAGCAACACAACUCAGGAAGUGCAAGUGACAGCCAGAGCUGUGGCUGGACUCACUCAGAGCCCAGAUGAGCUCAGUCCAGCUGCACAAGAAGAAGCUGGUUCAUUGUUGGUAGACCUCAGCUCCUCCCUCAACACUAUCAGUGCUAAUCAGAGCAGCAGAGAUGAUGGAGAAGUUGUGCAAGCAGCUACACCAAUAGUUGAAGCAGCCAGUAAUAUCUUGAAUGUUUCAUCAAGUGUAAGUCCUCAGAAAAAAGUCUCAGAUUUUCUGCUCACUGGGAUAAACAAUGUUCAAAGUGCUUUGCUGACAAACAAAAAGCUGAAUGGAGACCCAGCCAUCAUCGAUUCUGGUCAGAUCAGUGUGUAUGUCAACAGAGUGUCUCCAGAAAAGAUACAAAUGCAGGAUAUAAAUGUCCAGAAAAACACCUCCUCCAGAUUUUCCUUCCCCACACUGCCGGCUCAUAUCGUCUCUCCAGGGGAGCCGGUGGAUGUCAGAAUGAUGAGUUUUGAGACAAAUCCAUAUUCUUGGAAAGAGGAAAACAUCACAGGAACAGUAGGAUCCGUCUCUCUCACCAGAGUGAACGGCACCGUCAUCCAUGUAGAGAACUUACCUGAAGAGAUAGAGAUUCUCUUACCAAGGCUUGACAUCGGGCAGGGGAACAGCACGGUCCUGGACCUUGCCAAUUUCAGCACAUUAAUAAUUGACAUUCCCUCGCCGGACGUAACACUUGUGCUGAAAAUGGAGCCGUCUGAAGACAUUUCCUUCAUGCUAUUCCUGGAAUACAAAGAUUAUCCAGAUGAUAAGAAUCAUGUGGCUAAGACUCGGAUCCCAAAAGAGAAUUCCACAGAAGAGGAAAAAUAUACCUGGGUGCUGAGUCCCAAAGACAGAACAGGAGAUAUUGGAGUGCACUACCUUGUUAUGAAGCCAAUUGUAGAGCCAGGCGUCAAAUCCAUUAACGCCACUGUCACUGUCAUUUCCAUUGCUGCUCAGUGCAAAUACUGGAAAGAAACUGAGUCUUCUUGGAGUGAGGAUGGCUGCAGGGUUGGUCCACUCACCACACCUUUGGUCACUCAGUGCCUCUGUAACCACUUAACUUUCUUUGGCAGCUCUUUCUUUGUUAUGCCAAACUUGGUGGACGUGUCACGUACCGCAGAACUUUUUGCUACGUUCACAAACAAUCCUGUGGUGGUGUGUUUUGUGGGGGCCAUCUUCACUGCUUAUCUCCUUGUGGUCGUGUGGGCACGCAGGAAAGACAUCCAGGACUCAGCCAAGGUCAAGAUAACAGUUCUUGAGGAUAAUGACCCCUUGGCUGAGUAUCGUUAUAUGCUGAAUUUCAACACAGGACAUCGGCAUGGUGCAUCCACCUCCUCUCAGGUGACAAUAACUCUGCUGGGUACAGAGGGAGAAAGUGAGCCCCACCACCUGACAGACCCUGAGAAGCCAGUGUUUGAGAGGGGUGGGGUGGACAUGUUCCUGUUGACCACACACUUCUCCCUUGGAGACCUGCAGAGUAUCAGGCUGUGGCAUGACAACUCGGGAGCACAUCCUGCAUGGUAUGUCAACAAAGUAAUGGUGCAGGAUCUGGAGACUGGUCAAAAAUGGCACUUCCUGUGUAACUCCUGGUUGGCUGUAGAUGUGGGAGAGUGCACACUUGACAAGGUCUUCCCAGUUGCCACAGAGAUGGAUUUAAAGAGGUUUAGCAACUUGUUCUUCAUGAAGACAGCCAAGGAUUUCCGUGACGGCCACAUCUGGUUCUCUGUCAUUAGUCGGCCUCCUUGCAGCACUUUUACACGUGUGCAGCGAGUGUCCUGCUGUUUUUCCUUGCUGCUGUGCACCAUGCUGACCAGCAUCAUGUUUUGGGGCAUCCCUACUGACCCUUCUGAGCAGACCAUGGACUUAGGUCACAUCGAGUUCACCUGGCAACAGGUUAUGAUUGGAAUACAAAGUUCAAUCAUCAUGUUUCCCAUCAAUCUCCUCAUUGUGAGUAUCUUCAGAAAUACCCGUCCUCGAGACAAGGCCACCAAAACUGACGCCUCUAAACAGGGCAAGACUGUUCGAGUUUCUCCCUCACAGACCUCUUCCCCUCAGAAAGAGCUGAAGGACAUCACGCCAGACACUGUGAUCAAGGACAUAAAAAAAAUUGCUCAGUCACUCUCAAAGGCCAUGAAGAGUCCACUUCCUGACCUGGAGCUUCGGCCUGGUCAGCAGGCAGACAUCAACACUCUGCUGUCUCUGGUGGAGGACAUCAUCAGACAACAGAACCGAGUGGCUGGAGACUUCUAUACUGAUGCCUCCAAGAGAGAUUGCUCUAUGAUUCUCAGUUUACGUGCAGUUAAUCUACAAGAAAACAGUGUAUGGGGGAGCCCUGAGAAGACUUCAGAUGAAGUUCAGAAGAAGAGCAACAACAGACGAUACCUGUACAGGCAGCUGCGUCAUGUUGAGAAGGAGCUGGGUUUGUUGGGACCAUAUCGUUUUCCAAACCCAGACAGCUACAACCGAGCCAUGGAGCAGGUUCAGGGAAUGAAGGGUCUACUGGAGUACCACCUCCCCUCGUCCAGCCUGGAAGGAGACCAGCUUGAUGGCAGCCCCAGUCCAGAAGAGAGCAUCAACGGAGACACAGCCAAGAAACGCCAUCAAGGAGGGCUGCCAUGGUGGUUUGUGUUUGUGGGCUGGAUACUUGUGAUUGCAACCAGUUGUGUGUCAGGAUACUUCACCAUGUUAUAUGGGCUGACAUACGGGAAAGACCGCUCUAUAAGCUGGCUGAUCUCCAUGGUGGUCUCCUUCUUUGAGAGUCUCUUUAUCACUCAACCUCUGAAGGUUCUUGGUUUUGCUGCUUUCUUUGCUCUUGUUCUGAAGAAAGUUGACCAGGAGGAGUAUGGAGAGCCUCAGAUAGAUGAGAGCCUGAGGAACACAAAUGAUCCUGACACAGUGCGUGCAGCAAGAAGAGACAGCACAUGCAGUUUCUAUCAGCCACCACCCCCCACUGACAUCGAGAGGAUGAGGAACAACAUGAUCAAAGAGCAGAAAGUCUUUGCUCUUAUGAGGGAGAUUCUCACCUACAUGGGAUUUAUGUGGAUGUUGCUCCUGGUGGCGUAUGGUCAGAGGGACCCUAACGCUUACUUUCUGACCCAACACAUCCGACAGAGCUUCAGUAGAGAGAUCUCAGACAGUAUGAGUAUUCAGGAUGUAUUCAACUGGGCAAACACAACUCUGCUGAGCAACCUUUUUGGAGAGUACCCAGGAUUCAUCACAGAUGGAAAUUCCAAGCUGGUGGGUAACGCUCGCCUCCGCCAGGUGAGGGUGCGUAAUAACUCCUGCUAUGUGGCUCCCUCCAUGCAGCAGUCUGAGCGGGACUGCCACGCCCCAUACUCAUGGGACUUGGAGAAUAUGGGCUCCUAUGGUCCAGGUUGGAGCCACUUUGAGGGUGAUAACGCCUCACUGAACGUUCAUAGCCCGUGGACAUACCAGUCCCAGGGUAAACUGAGGGCCUACCCCAUCUGGGGCAGCGUCACGCUCUACAGAGGAGGAGGGUUUGUGGUGGACCUGGGGCCAGAUUUACAAAAUUCCAGCAGAACCCUUCAGUACCUUUUUGACAACACUUGGUUUGACGUGUACACCCAAGCAGUCUUUGUGGAGUUCACUGUGUACAAUGCCAAUGUCAACCUCUUCUGCAUUGUCACACUCAUGCUGGAGACCACGGCCAUCGGAGCUUUCCAGUUCCGCAGUGAGCUUCAGAGUGUGCGUCUUUACCAGUCGACCGGUGGCCUUCACAUCUUUGUCAUGGCCUCUGAAGCCAUCUAUUUUCUCUUCAUCGUCUAUUACAUGUUUGUGCAGGGAAAGCUGAUGAAGCAGCAGAAAUGGGCUUAUUUCAAAAUUAAGUGGAACCUGCUGGAGUUAGCGAUUAUCAUUCUCAGCUGGAGUGCGCUGUCCGUCUUCAUCAAGAGGACUUUACUGGGAAAGCGGGACAUAGAGUACUACCAGAACCACAAAGACCAAUACGCCAGUUUCCACGAGACAGCCAAGGCUGAUGCAGUGCUGGGGUAUCUUAUUGCCUUCCUGGUACUAUUAGCUACAAUCAAACUGUGGCACCUGUUGAGACUGAACCCAAAGCUGCAUAUGAUCACGGCCACUCUGCAGCGAGCAUGGACUGAUAUUUCAGGCUUCCUGGUGGUCAUGACCAUCAUGUUCCUGGCCUACUCGAUUGCUUCUAACCUGAUGUAUGGGUGGAAACUGUACUCCUAUCGGACUCUGCUGGAUGCUGCACAGACCAUGAUCAGCCUGCAGCUUGGUAUUUUUAACUAUGAAGAGGUUCUGAAUUACAAUCCAGUACUCGGUGCCUUUCUCAUCGGCUCCUGCAUCGUGUUCAUGACCUUUGUGGUGCUGAACCUCUUCAUCUCUGUCAUUCUUGUGGCAUUCAGUCAAGAGCAGAUACAUCACAAGCCAUCAGAAGAAGAUGAGAUUGUGGACUUGAUGCUUAUGAAACUCUGCAGUUUAUUUGGACUCAAAUGUAAGAAACAAGGAGGUGACUGCCCAGCUGAGAAGCCAGUUGUUUCAUCUGCUUCAAACAAUGGACUUUCGAUGAUUUCCCCUGGGAAUAUUCAUGAGGGUUAAUUUCAUCCUCUACAGUCAAACAGAAGCUGAAUAUUAUUAGACCUACAGAUUGCUUCGCUUCAAUUUUUGCCUGUCAUAGCUUGCUUCGUUUAUUAAAAACCAACAUGUUGUUGCUUGCACGUCUAGAAAUAAUAGCAUUUCUCUGCACUGCUGCAGAUCUGUCACUAUU
Messenger RNA from Larimichthys crocea (large yellow croaker), 7096 nucleotides. RefSeq names its product polycystic kidney disease protein 1-like 2. The record is from RefSeq and is a predicted model, not a curated record. Gene Ontology annotation, molecular function: carbohydrate binding; protein binding; calcium channel activity. Gene Ontology annotation, biological process: detection of mechanical stimulus. The transcript is spliced from 38 exons. Gene Ontology annotation, cellular component: membrane. Bases 1 to 6927 code for a protein of 2308 amino acids. Lineage: Eukaryota; Metazoa; Chordata; Actinopteri; Sciaenidae.